Molecule: messenger RNA, 1578 nt
Organism: Effrenium voratum
Lineage: Eukaryota; Dinophyceae; Suessiales; Symbiodiniaceae
Source: the annotation of a GenBank genome assembly
AUGGCUGAAACUUUCGCCUUCAAUGCUGACAUCCAGCAGUUGAUGUCCUUGAUCAUCAACACCUUCUAUAGCAACAAGGAAAUCUUCCUGCGCGAGCUGAUUUCCAACGCAUCCGAUGCCUUGGACAAGAUCCGGUAUGAGAGCAUCACCGACCCUGAGAAGAUUGAGGCCCAGCCGAAUUUCUUCAUCAAGAUCGUCCCGGACAAGACCAACUCGACCCUGACGAUCGAGGAUUCAGGCAUCGGCAUGACCAAGACGAACGAGCUCAUCAACAAUCUGGGCACCAUCGCCAAGAGCGGCACAAAGGCCUUUAUGGAGGCAAUGGCCGCGGGCGGCGAUAUCUCCAUGAUCGGACAGUUCGGCGUCGGCUUCUACAGUGCCUACCUUGUUUCCGACAAGGUGCGCGUGAUCAGCAAGCACAAUGACGACGAGCAGUACAUCUGGGAGUCUGGUGCCGGUGGAUCCUUUACUGUGCAGAAGGACACAGAGCUCGUGCACGGCGAGAUCAAGCGCGGCACCAAGAUCAUCUGCUACCUCAAGGAGGACCAAUCUGAGUUCCUGGAGGAGCGACGCCUCAAGGACUUGGUGAAGAAGCACUCUGAGUUUAUUGGCUUCCCGAUCGAGCUCUAUGUCGAGAAGUCCAAGGAGAAGGAGGUCACCGAUUCCGAGGAGGAGGAAGAGGAGAAGAAGGAGGAUGCCGGAGACGAACCCAAGCUCCUGGGUUUGACGAUUACAAGAAGUCUACGAGCAGUUUGGCAAGUGCCUGAAGCUUGCGAUUCGCACACCUCCAAGUCGGGCGACGAGCAGAUCAGCCUGAAGGAGUAUGUGGACCGCAUGAAGGAGGGCCAGAACGACAUCUACUACAUCACGGGUGAGAGCAUCCAGGCGGUGUCUUCGUCGCCCUUCCUGGAGACCCUGCGCAAGAAGGGCAUCGAGGUGAUCUACAUGACGGACCCCGUGGAUGAGUACUGCGUGCAGCAGCUGAAGGAGUUCGAUGGCAAGAAGCUGAAGAGCACCACCAAAGAAGGGCUGGACAUUGACGACGAGGACGAGAAGAAGAAGUUGGAGGAGCUGAAGGCGGAGUUCGAGCCGCUGACGAAGCUGAUGAAGGAGGUGCUGGGUGACAAGGUUGAGAAAGUCAUGGUGAGCUCUCGCAUGGCUGACUCCCCUUGCGUGCUGACCACCUCCGAGUAUGGCUGGUCUGCCAACAUGGAGCGUAUCAUGAAGGCGCAAGCCCUUCGCGACAACUCCAUGACAUCUUACAUGGUCUCCAAGAAGACUAUGGAAGUGAACCCAAAGCACUCCAUCAUGUCUGAGCUGAAGAAGAAGGCAGCGGCCGACAAGUCCGACAAGACAGUGAAGGACCUGAUUUGGCUGUUGUUCGACACCUCGCUCCUCACCUCUGGCUUCAACCUGGAUGAGCCUACGCAGUUUGCAGGCCGCAUCCACCGCAUGAUCAAGCUCGGCCUCAGCAUCGAUGACGACGAUGAGGGCCUGGGCGAUGAUGACGAUUUGCCUCCGCUGGAGGAGGUUGAGGGCGCGGCCGACGAGGCUUCCAAGAUGGAGGAGGUCGACUAG